AUGAGCAAACGAAAACGAAUAACAACUGUUAUCAGUGGUGCAGCAGCGAUGCCUAGCACCACCACCAUUACCAACGCGAACAAUCGUGCUGCUGUUGUGCCGCGUCGAGAGCUUCAAAACUCUCUGCUGGUAUGGCUUGAUACCGAUUUUGAUGAAUCCAAAGGCGAUUAUAAAAUAUCAACACAACAUUUACGAAAUAUUUUAGAAACAGUGACAACAUUUACAGACAUUGAUGAAUGUAUUGAUUUUCUAAGUGAUAUUGAAAAUGAAAAUGUAUUUAUGAUCAUCUCUGGUGCCCUGGAACAAUAUAUAAUACCAGUAAUUCAAGAAUGCCCACAAUUAACUUCCAUUUAUGUUUUAUGUGACAAUCAAUCGAUUCAUGAGGAAUGGGCCAAAACAAUACCUAAGGUAAAAGGUAUAUACACACAAAUCGAACCGAUUUGUAAAGCAUUACAAAUCGAUCAAGAAAAUUGUGAUCGAGCUAUGAUCUCGAUAAGUUUUAAUAGAAUUGAUCCAUUAUUUAUGUAUACACAAUUGUUAAAAGAAGCACUUUUGCAAAUAGAAGAUGAUGAUGCAAAAUCGAUUAAGGAACUCGUUGAAUACUGUCGUCUUCAAAGCGAUGCUUCCGAAAAAACACUUGAAAAGAUUGAAGAAGAAUAUCGUAAUCAUUCACCCAUUUGGUGGUACACAGGUCCAUAUUUUAUCUACUCCAUGCUUAAUUGUGGUCUUCGACAAAUGGAUGUCGAUAUUAUCCUGAAUAUGGGCUUUUUCAUUCGCCAUUUACAUAAUCAUAUUACAGAAUUAUAUCGCGAACAACAACACAAGGUGCCAACGACAUUUCAAGUCUUUCGUGGACAAGGUUUGUCCAUGGAAGACUUUGAAAAAAUGAAAAAAACCAAAGGAGGACUUAUGUCCUUCAAUAAUUUUAUGUCGACAAGUCGCAAUCGUGAGAUUUCACUGGAAACCUAUGCACGGUCAGCUACACAGAAUCCCACUUCAGUUGGUAUUCUCUUCGUUAUGACCAUUGACACGACUAUUUGUACAAAUUCAUCGACACCAUUUGCCGAAGUAAGCAAAGUUAGUUUUUAUAAAGAUCAAGAAGAAGAAAUACUUUUUUCAACACAUGCGAUUUUUCGUAUUGAUCGCAUUGAACGAAUUCACGAUAAUCACAGUGAUCGGCUAUACGAAGUUAAACUCACUAUUGUGGGUAAUGACAAUCAUGAAUUGAACACACUUACAGCACAUAUACGUGAGGACCUUGGUGGACGAACAGGAUGGUCUCGACUUGGGUACAUACUUAUUAAAUUGGGCGAACCUGCAAAAGCUGAACAACUCUAUCGAAUUCUCCUUGCAAAGGCAUCUUCAGAUCAAGGUCGAGCGGAAUACAAUCAUCAACUUGGCUGGGUGUAUUAUAACAUGGGAGAGUAUUCAAAAGCGCUUUUAUAUUACGAAAAGGCACUUAAUAUCAACGCGAAAAUUCUCUCUCCAAAUCAUCCCGACUUGGCUACUUCCUACAACAACAUCGGCUUGGUGUAUAGUAACAUGGGCGAGUACUCAAAAGCACUUUCAUCGUA
Messenger RNA from Rotaria sp. Silwood1, 1574 nucleotides. Lineage: Eukaryota; Metazoa; Rotifera; Eurotatoria; Philodinida; Philodinidae. The record is from the annotation of a GenBank genome assembly.